Messenger RNA from Schistocerca piceifrons (Central American locust), 3174 nucleotides. It is a transcript of the gene Mnn1, whose product is annotated as menin. Gene Ontology annotation, cellular component: nucleus; chromatin; histone methyltransferase complex. Bases 7 to 1887 code for a protein of 626 amino acids. The record is from RefSeq and is a predicted model, not a curated record. The transcript has 5 exons. Gene Ontology annotation, biological process: regulation of transcription by RNA polymerase II; negative regulation of cell cycle; negative regulation of cell population proliferation. Gene Ontology annotation, molecular function: Y-form DNA binding; transcription cis-regulatory region binding; chromatin binding. NCBI's taxonomy places the organism in Eukaryota, Metazoa, Arthropoda, Insecta, Orthoptera, Acrididae.
UGCGACAUGGCGGGGUUUCGAGAAGUUGAUCGGCAACAGUUCCCGCUACAAGAUAUUUCUUCAAUUGUCGGUUUAUUUAAACAACAAUUAGAAAGUUCUUACGAGCCUGAUUUAGCACUGUUAUCCAUAAUUGUUGGAGCUGUUGAAAAUUCAUUAACAUGGAAUCGAGCAUUAUCGGCGCAGAAAGAGACCGAAAAUUUUACAGAAUUCAAGUUGCCUCCUGUCGAAUAUCACAUUGUAGAAGCAUUGUAUUCAAAGUUUCACGCUAUAAUAAAAGGCGCAGUCGAUCUUUCACUGUAUGGACUCACAAAAUUUGCUACACGGGAUCUAGUUAAGAAAGUGUCUGAUGUCAUUUGGAAUUCUCUGACACGAAGCUAUUAUAAGGAUAGGGCGCACUUGCAGAGCUUGUAUAGUUAUUUGACGGGAAACAAACUGGAUUGUUUUGGAGUGGCGUUCGCCGUGGUUGCCGGUUGUCAAGUUCUUGGAUUUCGUGACGUCCACUUAGCUCUGUCAGAAGAUCAUGCUUGGGUUGUGUUUGGAGAAGGAGGAAAAGAAACAGCCGAAGUUACGUGGCAUGGUAAGGGGAAUGAAGACAAGCGAGGGCAACCAGUUGGACCUGGUAUUGGAUCAAAGUCUUGGCUGUAUGUAAAUGGACGUCCUGUGAUAUGUACUAGGCCAAUGGAAGUUGCAGCUUUAGUCUCAGCAAUAAAUCCUAGCCUUAGUCCAACCACAGAGGCAAUGGAAAUAGCUUUGUUGCAACAAGAACUGCUGUGGUUAUUGUAUGAUCUGGGACAUUUGUCUCAUUAUCCAAUGGCUCUUGGGAAUCUGAGUGACUUGGAGGAAGUAAGUCCAACACCAGGACGACCUCCUUGCAAUGCCCUCUUCCAGGAAGCUGUUCUCUCAGCUCGAACAUAUUAUGCGAACCAACAUGUUUAUCCAUACACUUACCAAGGUGGUUAUUUCUACAGGCACAAAAUGUACAAACAGGCAUUUGAAAGUUGGGCUAAUGCCAGUGAUGUUAUAAGGCACUACAAUUACUCCAGAGAUGACGAAGAAGUGUACAAAGAAUUCCUGGAAAUAGCAAAUGAGCUGAUCCCUCAAGUGAUACGUGUGGUGGGAUCAGGUCACAGUGCACGUUCUCUACUCAAGGACCCAGAGUGCUUUGCGCACCUCUUACGUUUCUAUGAUGGAAUUUGCCAGUGGGAAGAAGGCAGUGCCACACCAGUAUUGCAUAUAGGUUGGGCAAAACCAUUAGUCAAUACUAUCUCAAAAUUUGAUGCAGCUGUACGUGCACGUGUCGACAUUAUAUGCCGAGGAGCUACACCGGAAAAUGGAGGUGAAGGCGGUGGGGACAAUGGAGGAGGGACAGGAAGUGCAAGUGGUCACCUCAAUAACAACAAUUACCGUGAAACAGACAUUGUUCGGAGUCUGGAAUCACGUGUCGGACCUGUAGGAACUUCUGCCGGAGCUCAUCCCAGCAUUGCUGCUCUUACUGCCGCUUGCGGUGAGAAGAUUCUCAAUCGAGAUUAUUUACUAGCAGGAGGGGGACCGCCAUUUGCUUCGGAAGGCCGCGAAUCGCCAGGCCCAUCAAGUGACAUACCAGAGCCGACUCCAUCUGUACCACCAUUACCUCCACCAUUGCCGGUAGUGGAGGAAUUGCCCCUCGGACCUACUGAGGAGGGACGACCACAGGUGAUACUGCACUCUCAAAAGAUGCGUGGGUUGAAGGAUUUGCUUCUGGCAGAAAAACUGAAUACUCAUGCCAUCUCUUUGCAACUUACAGCACAGUCACAAGUACAGGUAGGGCGCAAAGUACGUGCAUCUGACCAUGAUUCAAUGGAUGGCUUUGGUAUUCGCAACUCUUAUAAACGUGCCAGGAGAGAGUAGCUAAGGCAGUCCUAAGUUAUAAUCCCACUUUACUUCGUUGUCCCACAUUUGCUGUGUAAUUUUAAGAAAUAACACAGUGAUUGCUGAACUCGAGUACAAAUCCAUCUCCAUUAAAAAAGAAAAGUGGUUGUCUAUUCUUGAGAUAUGUCUUCUGUAGUUCCAUUUUGAAAAUAGAAGCACAGGCAGUUUAACCAAAAUCUUAUAGUCUCUAUGUAGUAUAAGUAUAUUUGACUAAAGUCAUAAUAAUAGCUUUGCCCACACUAUUUAUUUGUUCAGGGUACAACCCAGUCAAUCAUAGAAAUGUGAUAUACUGUCAGGUCUGACCGACAGUUGUGAUCUUCCCCCCCAGUGUUUAGUCAGAUUCUCUAAUUUAAUAGAAUAUUGAGAAUUUAAGGUGAAAUACUGUAAGCACGUUAUUUAACUACAAUUGAUGUAAAUUACUGCACCAAAUUGGUCCAAAUAUAAAAGAGUUAUUGAUUGUCAGAUAUUCUAAGUGUACAAAAGAAGUGUUGUAUAAAGUGUAAUCAGCCGAGUCCAGAAAAGGCUGUAAACAAACUAGUUUGUGGUCUGAGGAUUGACUAUGAGCUUCAGCGAAUAUGUAACGGUAAACAUGAUGCAGUUAACUGGAGGUACUUUUCUUCAAGAAAGCACUGGAAAGGUUUAUAAUUAAGUCUCGGCAUUCUACAUAAAUGGAUAUUUGUUUAUGUUGUUUGAGCCUCAUCAGCUGAUACAUUUACAAUGGCCAGCUCUGAAAUGUCAUACAUAUUUAAAUAACCAGUUUAAGAAUGUUCUUUCUAGCUAUUUUGUAUCUUAAAAGUAAAAUAUGAAGAGAAAAAAAGAAAAGCAUCAUUCAGAAUUCAAUUUCCAGAGUGAUCUUUUUUUUUAAUAUUGAUAGAAACUUUUAUGUUUUGUAGUAGCUUGCUGUCUUGCCAUUUUAUGAAACGUAUUUAUUUUAUAGGCACUUCUGCUUUCAAACAAUGAAAACUCCAGGAUGGGAUAAUAAUGUGAAUUAGGAUAGAUUGCUACUCACUGCAUAGAGGAGAUGUUGAAUCACAAACACACACCUUUAAAAGUAGAGCAUUUAAUAUUUUUUAGCAAUUGGAGAAAAUCGUUAUCAGAUGAAGAAGCACACUAACAAACACACAGUCAUACAUGGGGACUUCUGCAUGUAUGAAAGUAUGUGUGUGUUUAUUCUUCUGAUGAAGGACUUUGUUUGAAAGCUAAAAUGUAUUCUACAGUUUACUUUUAAAUGUUCUUAUCUACUGUUCAAUUCCUCCUGAGUGUGGU